CCCAGAAGAAUCAUUCCUUUAUUCCCACCAAGAUUGAUGUUAGUGCGUUUCCUGCUUACGCUUGCUAAAAUAUUGGCUGCUAUUGGCAGACUUCCAGUUCUUUCACAUUCCCCCUUCACACUUUUAAUGGUUGUAGGAAUUAACAUUUGUGGUUUGGAAUAUGAGAAAUGCAUUUUGAAGUGGCACCAGCUGACACCAGGUUUUAAUUACAAGUGGAAGGCAGGUCUCUGAAAUACAGGAUGGCUACUCAUCAGCUUUUACAGACUAAGAAAAAAAAAAAGCCCUCUACGGAAUCAGUGUUGUUUCCCAACAAAAUUGCUACUGAGCAGCAGUCUGUGGUGCUGGUGAAAAGACUUCUGGCCAUCUCUGUAUCCUGUAUAACAUACAUGAGAGGGCUGUUCCCGGAAAGCUCUUAUGGAACUCGCUAUUUAGAUGACCUCUGUCUAAAAAUUCUCCGAGAAGAUAAAAACUGUCUGGGAUCAUUGCAGAUAGUCAAGUGGAUCCAAGGUUGUUUUGAUGCUUUGGAGAGGCAGUAUUUACACAUUGCUGUCCUUGCAAUUUACACCAAUCCCAAGGAACCGGAGACAGUGACUGAACUGUAUCAAUUCAAAUUCAAGUACAAAAAGGAGGUGCCCCAGAUGGACAUCAUCAGCAACCAAAUGAACUUUGUGAAUGGGGUGUGCAGCGAGGAUGUUAAACAGGCCAGCAGGCUCCUGAUCCGUAAGCUGUACCUGUUAAUGCAAAACCUCGAGCCACUUCCCAAUGACAUUACCCUGACCAUGAAACUCCUCUACUACAAUGAUGUAACUCCCAAAGAUUACCAGCCCCCUGGCUUUAAGGCAGAUGGCAGCCCCAGUGACCUGUUUUUUGAUGGUGAUCCUGUCAACCUGAGAGUAGGGUCAGUCUCCACUGGCUUCCACCUCAUGAAAGUGAGAGUGACAACUGAAAAGAAGAGAAUUAAGACAGUUGAGAGCAACUUGGUCAAGAAGAAUGGCCCUACUGAGAUCUCCCAUCAAGGGUUAGACUGCGAUGAAGAGGAAGAGGAGGAGGGCACAAAGAAUCACCCCCUCCCUGUCAGAGCAGAUUCAAGUGAGCGUGAAGAGGGCAAAAGUGACACCCAUCCAGGCUGGAAAACAGAAGCAUCUUCUUUUUACCUUCAAGAUACAGGUGAAAAAAAGAAGACAGGAGUAAAGAAAAUGGGCAAGAUGUCUUGCUCAACGGCAUCUCAACAGAUAAGCUGCCUGACCCUUGCGUUUAGCCAGGAAGAGGUGAUAGGACCCAAGAAGAAAAGGAAGGUCAGUGAACCAGAGAAGCUGCUUCUGGAAGACAGGAAAUUAUGUUAAUUCUGACACACAAUACAUUUUGGAAGGUGUGAGUUGCAUUGUCAUCUGACUAGUAAAGACCUUUACUGUCAUCCAGUAUUUAACUCUUCCACGUACCACGUGUAUCUCUGCAUGUUUAUUUGUCUAAUGAAAAGUUUGGAUUGUGAAGAGACACCAAGCACCAUAAUUGUCAUGACAAUGUCAACCAACAGCACUUGUUUGAUGUUCUAAAGUUGAGGAUUUAUGAUUCCAUGUGAACGGUGUCUGUGUGCUUCUUUUUCUCUGUCUCUCUCCCUCACAUCCCUCCCCUCCCAUGAGCUAAGCGUCCUCCUCUGUGGCUAGACUGUCCUUUGCCAAUAUGUCAUCAAUAUUUAAUGGCACUCUUUCAAGAUGAACUCUGAGGUAUCAAUGCCAGCAAGCAACAAGUCUCAUGAUUCACUAGAUUGUUUACCUUCAUCCUAUCUACUGUUUCCGGAGCAUAGAUUUUUUUUUUUUUUUCA
This is a messenger RNA of Athene cunicularia (burrowing owl), 1822 nucleotides long. It is a transcript of the gene HORMAD2, whose product is annotated as HORMA domain containing 2. The coding region runs from base 240 to 1343 and encodes 367 amino acids. The transcript is spliced from 13 exons. The record is from RefSeq and is a predicted model, not a curated record. Lineage: Eukaryota; Metazoa; Chordata; Aves; Strigiformes; Strigidae.